Molecule: messenger RNA, 1059 nt
Organism: Rhipicephalus sanguineus (brown dog tick)
Lineage: Eukaryota; Metazoa; Arthropoda; Arachnida; Ixodida; Ixodidae
Exons: 3
Coding region: 247-927 (226 amino acids)
Source: RefSeq, a predicted model, not a curated record
CCGAGAGGCGCCGCGGGCCCUGUGAAGAACCCCACUCCGACCGCAGUCUCUGGACGGAUGCCACAAUGUUCUGCUCAGCGCAUACGUACAAUGGGUCCCGUGGAAUAGAUUCACGGCUCGCAUCAUGUUGACACCGGACGCGCAGGGACAACCUGAGCCUUCCUUCGGCCACCACCGGAAGCCUGCGUCUUUCUCAGCCAGCAGCUCGCUGCGGCGUAACAGUGCGGUCCGCGUACAGUCUGCAAGAUGAACGCCGUCCUGUGUUUCCUCCUGUGCUGGGCACCACUCCGACUACAGGCUGCACAGCCCACUGGAGAUGUGUACGUGCGGAACCCAAAGGAGUCGAACUUCUACAUGGACCGCAUCCUGCUGACAGACAUGAUUGCGCAAGUGCGCUUCCUAGACCUGGACCCGUUCCAUCUUCCGCCGUUCGAGACUGAUUUUAAGGACAGCAUCCUGGGAAUUCCCAUCCGCGGCCACGCAAAGUUCGUAAACGGCACGCUACGUGGUCUGUCGCGCGUCAACCGCUUCGGCGACUGCACGGCUCCCGGCUGGCUUAACGGCAACAUUACGGUCACAUGCAACCUGUUAAUCGAUGAUCUGGACAUCAUAUACGACGCGCGCGUCAAGUACGGCAUGGUGCCCGAACUGCGCGUGCGCGUCGAGUCGCGAGUGGGCACGUGCUACGCGCACAUGGAGGCCACCGCAGCGCCAGGGAAACCGGCCGUGCUGCGCUCCUUCCAGAUUACGGGUCUCGGUGACCUCGAUACCAAGUGGUCGGGUCUCGGACCUCUGAACCCCUACCUGCGUAGCAUCAACGAAGGCUACCGCGCUAACAUCGCUGGUGUCGUCUACAGUACUUUCUACAGCAGUUACAAGGUUGCCCUGGACCGCUCUCUGUCGCACGAGCCUAUUCCUAAACCUUGAAGCAGGAAACUUUCUCUGAAAGCAGAUGUCAUGCUUGCAAACUGAAAUCACGGGAUGGCUGCCCUGCUAUAAUUGCAUGUGUGAACAUUAAAACUGCCUCGAAGUUUGGAUUACCAAUAAAUUUUUCUGUAU